Numida meleagris (helmeted guineafowl) is the source of this 1871-nucleotide messenger RNA. RefSeq names its product SEC22 homolog A, vesicle trafficking protein (gene SEC22A). The record is from RefSeq and is a predicted model, not a curated record. Gene Ontology annotation, biological process: endoplasmic reticulum to Golgi vesicle-mediated transport. The transcript has 8 exons. Bases 392 to 1318 code for a protein of 308 amino acids. Lineage: Eukaryota; Metazoa; Chordata; Aves; Galliformes; Numididae.
CGCCCCCGGCGCCCCCCGCGGAGCAAUGGCGAGGCCGCGUCUGCGUCACGUGAGGGCGCUCGUGCGCCGGCGGACGUGGCCUGUCCCCACAGUGCUCCGCGGCCGCCGUGGCGGUGCUGGGGUGGCGCCGCGCUCCACUCCGUUCCGAUGGCACAAGAUGAGCUGUAACGAUCAUUUCGAAAGUGAACAGAGUAAUAUUUUUCCUUCUGAGAGCUGGCAACAGGAUUCCGAGCUUCUCCUGCAGUGCCGUCAUAUUCCCUUUUCCUAGAAUGGGGCAUGGAGUUACGUUCCUGUUUUCACUUUAGCUGCUAAUGAAGUUAUUUACUUCAUCAGAAGAAAUGCAGAUCCAUGAAAUUACAUUUUGCGCAAGUUGCCGUUAACUCUGUUGGCAAUGUCUAUGAUUUUAUCUGCCUCUGUGGUCCGUGUGAGGGAUGGACUCCCACUGUCUGCAUCUACCGAUUAUGAUCAAAGCACGGGAGUGCAGGAAUGUAGGAAAUACUUUAAAAUGCUCUCAAAGAAACUUUCUCAGCUUCCUGAUAGAUGUACUCUGAAAACUGGGCAGUACAACAUAAACUUUAUCAGUUCUCUGGGAGUAAGUUACAUGAUGUUGUGCACUGAAAACUAUCCCAGUGUUUUGGCUUUCUGCUUCCUGGAUGAGCUUCAGAAAGAGUUCAUCACUACCUACAAUAUGAUGAAGACAAACACUGCUGUCAGACCGUAUUGUUUUAUAGAGUUUGAUAAUUUCAUUCAGAGGACCAAACAGAGAUACAACAACACACGUUCGUUAUCGACAAAGAUGAACCUUGCUGACAUGCAGACAGAAAUCAAACUGAGGCCGCCUUAUCAAAUUUCCCUGUCGGAACUUGGUUCAGCUAAUGGGUUUACACACUUAUCUGCAGCAGAGUAUAGGGGUACCGGUAAGAUAUCUGCAGCCCCUCACCAACGUCUGGAACCUGUGACUCUGCCCGGGAUCGUCUCAUUUGUACUUAGUCUGUUGUGCGGAGCUUUGAAUUUAAUCCGUGGCUUUCAUGCCAUAGAAAGUCUUCUACAGAAUGAAGGUGAAGAUUUCAGCUACAUUAUUGCAUUUUUUCUUGGAACAGCAGCCUGUUUGUACCAGUGUUACCUGUUUGUCUAUUACACAGGCUGGAGGAAUGCCAAAUCCUUCCUGACUUUUGGGUUAAUUUGCCUGUGUAACAUGUACCUGUAUGAACUGCGCAACCUGUGGCAGCUCUUCUUUCACGUGACUGUGGGAGCAUUUUCAACGUUGCAAAUCCGACUGCGACGGCCGCAGGGGAAGUCCCCAGAUUACAAUGUCUGACAAGUCCAUUGAAGGACAUUCAGAGGCAGUCUUGUUCCAACAGAUACUCACUCUCAGGAAUGUAAAGCUGUUCUCCAAAAGAAGAAGCUGUCUGGAUGGCGCUUUUUGGUUUUGUUCCUUUUUUUUAAUAAAGCAAUGUAAGAUGCCUGUGGACGUUUUUCACUUGCUGGUUAAAAAAACCUCUUAUUUUAAAGGAACAGCUGAGGACACAAACGAACACAGAACUAGAGGAGAAAAAUGGGUCGUAUCGUGCAGUGAAAUAUAUGUUGAUGGGAGACUCAUUUUGGGGAAUUUGGUGGCAUGAAAAAAGCUUUGCUCAAGAGUGUGUCAAUGGAAGGAAUGUACAGAGUAUGUGUCAUGCAUAUCACGCGAGCUCUUCACUUCCAAAAUCAGUUUUGCCUUUGUGAGGCAGUAGAGGAUAGGCUAAGUUAAUAUUAAAAAUGCUGUUGCAUAUUAGCAAACUAGAUUUGGAAUAUGUAAGCUACUAAAUUUUGGAAUGUUUUGUUACACGUUGACAUUAGCGUGUUUUCUUGAUUAAAACAUAACCUGGAAA